UCAUCGAUACCAUAUGAAGUUGUGACAUAUGUGUGUGUCUAUAUAUAUAGAUGAAUUAUAAUCUCUUUCGGCAUGACACAAGCAUGGCUGCAAAACUAGUAAGAAAAUGUUUGGUUAUGCAGGUUUUAGUCUUCUUCCUGCUGGUUUCUGCACUUGCUUCUCCACUAAAAAAGAGGAAAUCUUUAAAAGAAAUCAAAGAAAUAAACUGUGAAGGGCCUUAUAUCGGUCUGGUUACAGUGUUUCCACCUGAAGAGACUGCUUUUCUUGCCACUGGGGCUUUCAAGCCUCACAAGACUCACCCAUUUGUGGAUUUGUCAGGCCGAAGAUUUAGGGUGGGAAAGAUCGUUGAUAAGAAAGUCAUCUACGUGAGGUGUGGAGAUGGAAUGGUAAAUGCUGCAGCAGCAACGCAACAAAUGCUGGAUUUGUUUGACAUAAAAGGGAUAGUCCAUUUUGGCAUUGCUGGGAAUGUAAAUGAUUCUUUGUCCAUUGGAGAUGUUACCAUACCCAAACAAUUUGCUCACACCGGCAUUUGGAGUUGGCUGAACCCCAGUGCACCAUCGAUCCCUGAUGCUGUUGCUCACUUGGAUGUUGCAAGAUACAAUGUACCAAAAGGUGAAGGAGCCAAUUUACUGGGAAGUUUUGCAUAUCAUUCGGAACAAUUCUUCUCCGAGCUGGGGAAACCCAAUACAGCUCGGCCUCUGGUUUGGGCACAAACAAGUCAGCAAUGGCUGGAUCUUGCUGCCAACUUGGAGGGGAUGGAACUGCAACAAUGUGUGAAUUCAAGCUUGUGCCUCCCAAAAAAGCCUAAGUUAGUAGUAGGAUUGAGGGGUUCAUCAGCCAACAUUUUUGUGGAUAAUGCGGCUUACAGGGACUUUCUGAUACGAAAUUUUGGGGUGUCAUCAGUUGACAUGGAGAGUGCAGCUGUAGUAAUGAAAACAACUAACAGAGCGGGUGAUUUUACAUUUUCUUUCCAGACAAGCUUGUCAAAUGGCUUUCCGGUGGUAGUCAUUCGAGGACUAUCAGACAUGGCUGGAGGACAAUCAGGAGAGAAUGCAAUUCAGAUAUUCGGAUCCCUUGCAGCACAAAAUGCUGUCAAAGUGGUUGUUCAGUUCAUCAAGACAUUACCAUAAUUCAAUGAUGUGGUCUCUCAAUUAUUGAGAUGUAAUAUUGUAACAUAAUGGUUUGUCAAACACAAAUAAUGGAAAAAUGUGAUAGUUGAUUAUAUUUUUAAUGCUAAUAAUGUUUCACAGAGUUCAAACA
Molecule: messenger RNA, 1260 nt
Organism: Carya illinoinensis
Lineage: Eukaryota; Viridiplantae; Streptophyta; Magnoliopsida; Fagales; Juglandaceae
Product: bark storage protein A-like
Exons: 6
Coding region: 51-1130 (359 amino acids)
Biological process (GO): nucleoside metabolic process
Molecular function (GO): catalytic activity
Source: RefSeq, a predicted model, not a curated record